Messenger RNA from Seminavis robusta, 768 nucleotides. The record is from the annotation of a GenBank genome assembly. NCBI's taxonomy places the organism in Eukaryota, Bacillariophyta, Bacillariophyceae, Naviculales, Naviculaceae.
AUGACGAGCAGCCUCCUCAACUUCCCCACCGAUCUGAACACUUAUGCGACGGAGCUACUGAAGCAAGGACAUACCGAUGCAGGCAUCGAAGGCAUCCACUCGGCCCUUGCUUCUUUGCAAGCACGUUGCCCCCUCUUUCUCCAACAGAGCGCUUAUGAACACCCAUUUCAGCAUCUGCAACAGCCAAUGUCCCAAAAGGUUCCUACCAGGGAUAUCCAGUCCAUGGCAUACUACAGCGUCCCGAUUGCUUCUGAGCUUGCCAGCCCAACAGGCGGAUCAAUACUGUCAGACAACCUGUUCACGCUGUAUCCCAGAGCUUUUGCCAUAAGAAGAAGCCACUCCUGCCAGUUUGGCCCCUCCAAGACCUUCCUUGUACUCUUGUACAAUCUGGCCGUCGCAGUUCAUGUCAAGGCACUUAACUUUUUGGAGACUCACCCUGAAACAGACCCAAGACCUCUGCUUGCGGUAGUGGUUCAACUUUACGAGAAUGUGACGAUUGUGGGGCAAGAAAAUCUGGUGGAAGCUCAUGACUUUCAAGAGAUGCUCUGCCUUCUCAUUGCCACUGCAAACAACAUGGGCCACUGCUAUGAUGCUCUGAAUGAGUUCCCAAAGUUCCGAGAAAGCAUGUCCCUAACACUUGAUCUGUUAUCUCUAUCUUCCGACGAGCUUUAUCCCAUUUCGAACGAGGACAUGGAUGUCUUCCUCUCCAGCACUCUUAUCUUUCUUGAGUCACCUGGAAGGGAUCUUUGCAACGCACCUGCAGCCUAG